Messenger RNA from Lagenorhynchus albirostris (white-beaked dolphin), 1717 nucleotides. RefSeq names its product chloride intracellular channel 1 (gene CLIC1). The record is from RefSeq and is a predicted model, not a curated record. The coding region runs from base 849 to 1481 and encodes 210 amino acids. The transcript has 6 exons. Lineage: Eukaryota; Metazoa; Chordata; Mammalia; Artiodactyla; Delphinidae.
AGGUGAUGGGGUCGAGAAUGAGUGUUCUGAGGACUUGGAGAAGCGAGAGAAAGGGUGGUGGCGAGGAGAUGAGAGUUGAGUUGUGGCUACCGCGAGGGUAGAUGGGGAGAGAGCAGAAGGAGGAGAGCUGAGUUAGGGCGUUUAGGGUUUGGGGGUUACAAAAACAGAAGAAAAAGAGUCGCCCCAGCUCUGUGCUCUCUGCGGGUGUGGAUGAGGAGAGGUGGUCCCAAGGCAUUUGCAUAUCGAAACCGCAGGCUGCCGUUUCCUCCCCGCUCCCUUCCCCACUAGCACUGCAUUCUCUCCCCUCUCUGGAUCUCUUCUUUGUGCCCCUCCCUCCCUUUAGCGACCUCCCCCUCCGUCGGUAACUCCCGGUUCACACAUUCUCCCCACCCUUCGCUUUCCUGCCUCCUUUCUCUCCACUUCCCCGCUUUUGUUCAUCUAGCCUUUGUGUGUUCCAGCCCGUUUCUCCCUCUCCUUUAUGCUGGGGCUUCUCCGGUAGCCAUUCCCUCUCCCUCAGCCAUGCCUGGGUCGACCCCCUUAGGUGUGGUCCCCACCUCACUCUCACACUUGCCUCGGGGGCUAUUUUUAUUUUUACUCCUGGGUGAGUCUGCGCUCUAGAGAUUCCAGCCCUGGGUCCUGUGUGAGGAAGAUUAUCCGGAGCCAGGGGACUUGUCCUGGGAAACCCCAGCUGUGCCCAGGGAAGAGGGAGGUGGCCUUCACUGCCCAGGCCUCAGCCUCACAGGUCCCUGCCCCCACUGCUUGCCAGGAAGGAAGCUGCUGAGACCGGAGACACAGCUGGCAGUGAUGGGGCCAAGAUCGGGAACUGCCCCUUCUCCCAGAGACUGUUCAUGGUGCUCUGGCUCAAGGGAGUCACCUUCAAUGUCACCACUGUUGACACCAAAAGGCGGACUGAGACGGUGCAGAAGCUGUGCCCAGGAGGGCAGCUCCCAUUCCUGCUGUAUGGCACUGAAGUGCACACAGACACCAACAAGAUUGAGGAAUUUCUGGAGGCGGUGCUGUGCCCUCCCAGGUACCCCAAGCUGGCAGCUCUGAACCCUGAAUCCAACACAGCUGGGCUGGACAUAUUUGCCAAAUUCUCUGCCUACAUCAAGAAUUCAAACCCAGCUCUCAAUGAUAACCUGGAGAAGGGACUCCUGAAAGCCCUGAAAGUUUUAGACAAUUACUUGACAUCCCCUCUCCCAGAUGAAGUAGAUGAGACCAGCGCUGAGGAUGAGGGCAUCUCUCAGAGGAAGUUUCUGGACGGCAAUGAGCUCACUCUGGCUGACUGCAACCUGUUGCCAAAGCUCCACAUAGUACAGGUGGUAUGUAAGAAGUACCGAGGAUUCUCCAUUCCGGAUGUGUUUCGGGGAGUGCAUAGGUACCUGCGCAAUGCCUAUGCUCGGGAAGAGUUUGCCUCCACCUGUCCAGAUGAUGAGGAGAUCGAGCUGGCCUAUGAGCAAGUGGCCAAGGCCCUCAAAUAAGCCCCUCCUGGAGCUCCCUCGCCCCCCUCCAUUUUCUCCACAAAGGCCCUGGGUGGUUUCCACAUGGUUACCCAAUGGACACACUCCAAAAUGGCCAGUGGGCAUAGAAUCCUGGAGCACCUGUGCAGGGCUUGCUGAGGGGGAUGAGGAGAAAGGAGGGGGGAUCUGGGUGAGAUUUUUACUAUGGGGUUGGUAGGACAACGUAUUUCAGUAAUAAAGUACAGAAUGAAAAUCUA